CAACAUGGACGAGACACACAUGCGAAAAUUGAAGAACAUCAUAUUUACCGCACCCAAGAGGUCCACCAUUAAAUGGUCAGAGUUCAAAUUGAAAGCCACUUCCAACGAGAUAGAAUCCACGCAAAAGUUAGUGGCAGAAUUUCUUCAAGUCAUUUCCGGAGGCGAGCCUGCAAAUCUGCUCAAUGAUGUCCUGAGUCCUCCAUCAAAAGACGCCCUUCCAGCUUUGAACCAUUUGGGUGAUGAGAUGGGAGAGAAACGAUUGAGCAAACUGAAUUCAUUGAUCCAGAAAUCCCAGCCAUUGAAGCCAUGGAAUCACUAUAACGGAGGCAAUCGAAAAAUCGCUUUGGAGAUCGAGCUGACCGCCAGGAGGGCCUUGUCCUAUUUAUCAGGGGGCCAGAUCGUGUCCAUGUUGGACGAUGUUUUAUAUCCAAACGAGAAGGAGAUCUUUUGUUUCAAGUAUCGGCAAGCUAUCACCAGACUUGGGGAGACCGUCAAACUGAUCCAUCCUAAAGCCAAAGGCUUGGUGAUGAACACCUUGAAGCAAUCCGGGUUUUCUCUGGAUGAUCUCAAAGCCAUGAAUUGGUCGUUCUCCAAUCAUCUUUGGGAUGUUGGAAGUCAUACACAGAGAGUCACACCAGACCAAUUUGGCCUAUCUGCAGGGUUCCAAACCAUGAAUCUCCGGCCCAAUAUUCACAGGAAAUCUCGGUCUCGAACUUUGACCACAACCACGUUCUCUAGCAGGUCUUCCGAUGGAUCGCAUAUUCCUCUUAAGAGACGAUUAAGACGAUCGCGGUCCAAACCUAUUAGCUCCAAAUCAAGCUCGAUUCAUCCUUUCGCGAUCAGCUCCAGUCAAGGUCGCCAAUUCAUGACCGACAGCCUUUUCGCCAGAGAGAACCUGCGACCAUCUUCGCAGUAUCUGUCCGACUCGGACACACAUUCGGAUGAUGUUUCAAACAUCAGAAACCCCAUGUUCCCCCAAUUAUUAUGAAACGAUUCCAAACUCGACACUGAAACAUUUGAUUUAGA
Tigriopus californicus is the source of this 1026-nucleotide messenger RNA. RefSeq lists its product as uncharacterized. Bases 5 to 988 code for a protein of 327 amino acids. The record is from RefSeq and is a predicted model, not a curated record. The transcript is spliced from 5 exons. Lineage: Eukaryota; Metazoa; Arthropoda; Copepoda; Harpacticoida; Harpacticidae.